AUGUAUCGAGCGUGUAUCAGUGCGACAACAUAUUGGAGAUAUCCUGACAAUACACAUGGAAUUGGUAGAAAUGGGUCUGGCAUAGACAAUCAUUUACUUGACAUAGUGAUGAGCAAACACCUUCUGCCAUCGUAUGACAGUUGUGUUGCUACAAUUUUUGCAGGAAUUAAGGACUUUGAGCAGGCAGACUCUAGAUAUGUGACCAACAAAAUUUUCGAAGAAGAAAUGCGUCAAGAAAACAAAUCUAAGGAUGCGAAUAUUACAUUCCCCAGAAAAUAUUGCUCAAACUGUAAGAAACCAGGACAUCUGAUGGAGGAAAGUUAUGGCAUGGGUAGUGGUAAAGAAGGACAAGGGCCACGGCAGAUUGCUAGAAGAAAGAAACAGGAAGCUGAGCGGAAAAUAGGAAAAAACCCCUCAGAAGAUGGUGCACAGGUAGUCGAGCAAGAUAUCUUCUAUUAUAGUCACAUGGCUCUGGAAAAAGAAACUCCCGCUGAAUAUACUCACUUAACUUCUUACUCUUGGUCUCAUGAUUCUUGGAUAGCAGACUCCGAUGCCAGUGCUCAUAUUGCGAAUAGACUAGAAAUUUUCGUCCCAUUCACACUAAGCAAUGUAGUUUGA
Molecule: messenger RNA, 618 nt
Organism: Blumeria graminis f. sp. triticale
Lineage: Eukaryota; Fungi; Ascomycota; Leotiomycetes; Helotiales; Erysiphaceae
Source: the annotation of a GenBank genome assembly